This is a messenger RNA of Rhincodon typus (whale shark), 1266 nucleotides long. It is a transcript of the gene nkx1-2b, whose product is annotated as NK1 transcription factor related 2-like,b. NCBI's taxonomy places the organism in Eukaryota, Metazoa, Chordata, Chondrichthyes, Orectolobiformes, Rhincodontidae. Gene Ontology annotation, cellular component: nucleus. Bases 1 to 1266 code for a protein of 421 amino acids. Gene Ontology annotation, molecular function: DNA-binding transcription factor activity, RNA polymerase II-specific; RNA polymerase II cis-regulatory region sequence-specific DNA binding. The transcript has 3 exons. Gene Ontology annotation, biological process: cell differentiation; regulation of transcription by RNA polymerase II. The record is from RefSeq and is a predicted model, not a curated record.
AUGAAUGUGAAUAGAGAAAAGGUUCAGCCCGCUGAUAUCUCCUUACCAUCAGCGGCAGUGGCAGAUCCGAUAUCUUGUACCAUCCACACUGAAGCCAUGGAUGUGAAUGGGGACCAGAGGCUCCCAGGCAAUGACCUAGCUCCCUACUCCUGCCCGGCAAGCCGGGAAAGGACAGGAGACACGCAGGGCAUCUCUGGUCAAGAAGCAGUGGUCGUGGUCCCUGCCCCAACCAGCAACAACAGGACCACCUCGUUCUCGGUCUUGGACAUUUUGGAUCCCAACAAAUUUAACGGCAGCAAACGCCGGCAAUGCAGCAUUCUGUACAGAGCGGCCAGCGAGUACACAGGAGCAGCGGCGGGGGAGAGGGCUGCGGACGCUUUUUGUGAAAUUGCAGAUCAGAAAACGCUAAGUGAAAGCGGUUUGGACACAUGCAAGAAGGUCACUGACAUAAUCAAAGAUGGAGAUUUCCUAGACAGUUACAAAUCUGAGGAGUGUGAGAAGGACUUUUGCCGGAGUUUGGACACCACCGAGCAGAUCUGUACCAGCAGCAGUGGCAGUAGCCAGAGCCCGCGUCGGGAAGAAGCCGAGGAGUACAGUGAAGAUAGUGGUGGUGGGAGAGGAGGAGGAGGCAGUGGUGGUACUAUCAGCCAGCACCAGCAGCAGCAAUGUCAGCAGCAGCAGCAGGGUCAGAGCCAGCAACAGCACAGGAGCAAGAGGAAGCGCAGCGGCUCAGACGCUAAGUCUGGCAAACCGCGGCGGGCCCGCACUGCCUUCACCUACGAGCAGCUGGUGGCCCUGGAGAACAAGUUCAAGUCGACCCGCUACCUCUCGGUGUGCGAGCGCCUCAACCUGGCCCUGUCCCUGAGCCUGACCGAGACCCAGGUCAAGAUCUGGUUCCAGAACCGGCGGACUAAGUGGAAGAAGCAGAACCCCGGGGCAGACACCAGCGCUCCUACCGGCGGAGGAGGGGCGGGAGCUGGGGCCGGAGCUGGUGCAGGAGGGCCAGGGGGAGGAGGAGCAGGAGGGGGAGGAGGAUCGAGCUUGGGUGGCCCCGCCGGGACUCAUCUCGGGGGCCUCAGCCCCAUGAGCUCGUCGUCUCCUGUCGGCGGGCCACUGUCCGUGCACUCGGCUUACCCUGGCCCCGGGGGUCUGGUGUGCGCCACCCAGUUGCCCUUCCUGCCCUCCCCCGCCGCUGUGCUCUCCCCCUUCAUGCUGAGCUCGCAGACUUACGGGGCCCCGGCUUUCUACGCGCCACAUUUACAAUAA